Molecule: messenger RNA, 1602 nt
Organism: Frankliniella occidentalis (western flower thrips)
Lineage: Eukaryota; Metazoa; Arthropoda; Insecta; Thysanoptera; Thripidae
Exons: 4
Source: RefSeq, a predicted model, not a curated record
CUCGAGACGACAUGGCGCAAUGACUCUCCGCUGAUCGGGGAGUCGGGAGGGGGCUGGCCCCCGGGCCACCCUCUUCCGCUCCCCCAAUGGGACGACCCCGGAUGGGGCCCUUCUCCGACCCCGGAGCACCCCGUUGAGGGGCGCGCCGGGCGGGGGCCCGGGCAGGUGCUCGGGACGGGGCCUACCGGCCGGGGGAGACCGCCGGUGCGCGUGGCGAACGUCGUGGACUAUGAGGACCUGGCGGCGCGCGUCGAGCACACCACCCAGCAGCUGCUGCGCGACCACAACUACAACACCGUGGGCAACUUCCUCAGGUUCUACUCGGCGUACUCGCAGCGCAAGGACCGCGACGUGAACCGCCUGUUCCGCGAGUACCGGCCGCCCAUCACCGCGGCUCACCACACCUGCGUGGGGCUGGGCCUCACCCUGGUGCGCCAGCUUGGCGCACUCGGCCGCGCCGGGCUGCGCGACGCCCUGCACCUCGUGUCCUGCGAGGAGGCCAUCGAGAACCCGGCCGCCUACCUGAGCGCCGCGCCCGACGCGAGCACGGCUGAGAAGGAGCACGUCCUGGUGUCGGCCCGCCUGGACAUCGGAGGCCGAAAGGGCGUGCUGCUCCUCGACCCGGGCUACCAUGUCGCCCGGGUGGUCACUGUCAUGGAGGACGGAAUGUACCCGCACACCGGAUGGUUCACGCAGUCCGACGAGCCGGAGGUGCGCCGUGAGUACAUGUACACGCUCUCGCCCGACGGCAAGUACGUCCUGUGGACGGUGCGGGAGACGCGCGGCGAGCGUCAGAGCGUGUCCGUCAACCUGGUGUACAUCGAGCGCGCGUACUUGUCCGCCGUAGACGUGACCGAGCGCAGAAACAUCGCCUACAACUUCCGCAGCCUGCUGGCGAGGAACACCAAGGGCCAGCUCACGGCGGGCGUGUACUUCCCUCUGGCGAUCGUGACUGCCGAGGACGGCCCUGCUUGCACCAUCUUCUACACCGAGGUGAAGGAAGGGGCCAGCCUCAAGCGCAGGGUCAAGAUUCCUUUCCGUCAUCUGCUUGACCAAACGCAGGAACUGAGUGUCGAACAAGAGCUGGCGCUCAUUUUAUGCAGCCAACAGCUCGGGAUGCAUGAUGAUCAACUUGAACAAGUCCUGACAAAGGUUGCCUCCGUAAUGGCUGAUACUACAUUCAUGAAGCAAAUCUUAGACAUAAACAACGCCAUUGAAGAAAUGUCUGAAGAAAACUAGGGCACAAAAAAAUGGAAUUGGGGCAUAAGUAUUUUAACACGGGUUUAUAUGGUUCAAGUAUCCUGGUAACUAGAAAUAAUAUGAGCACAGUGAACGGUAGUCACUUAUCUUUCCAUUCCUUGGGGUAUUUUUAAUUUAUUUGCUUAUUUUCAUUAUUACACUUAGUGGCAAAGAGGUACCAAAGCAUUGAGUGAGAUUAUUAUACUUGUUUUAUAUUUUGCUUGUGGAGCACAAUUUGUAUCUGUUCUUAUUUUAAACUGCUUCUAAUAUGCUUUGCAAUCUCUAUUUUGAUCAGAAAUGAAAAGCAUCACAUGAGAUAUGCUGUUUUUCCAUGAUGUAAUAAAAAAAAAUAUCAGUACAGAA